UGUGGCAGUGCGGCGGGGACGGGGGCAGCUGAUUGGUCGCCCGUGUCACACAGCGCCACUUCAAAGCCAGAGAGGAGCCUACAAUUGAGGAAGAAUGGGCGGAACGCAUCAUUGUAUUGCACACCUCUAAAAAAAAGAAAAAGAGGAAAAAAAAACGAGCGCUCCUGAUUCAUAAAUAUAAAAAGAUCCUCUGAGGAGGGCAGUGUUUUUGUGUGAUGGCAACUUCACUUCUAGGGGAGGAGCCGAGGUUAGGAUCGACUCCUUUAGCCAUGUUGGCUGCAACAUGCAACAAAAUAGGGAGUCCGAGCCCUUCACCGUCCGCUAUAUCGGAUAAUUCCUCAUCUUUUGGGAAGGGCUUCCACCCGUGGAAGAGAGCCACCGCCAGCAGCAGCAGCCUGGGGUCCGGUCUGUCCAGCUUCGGGGUGUCCCGGAACGGAUCUGGCAUUGCCUCGGACUCUUUCGGCAACAACGGCUGCAGCGGAUCCAGUGCCUUCUCUCUCACGUCUGGGACGUCGUCUGGCUCCCAUUUCGGAAACGACUACUCUGUUUUUCAAGCUUCGACCAACACUCAAGAGUCCAGCCAUCAGCCGGUCUUCAUCUCCAAGGUGCACACCUCGGUGGACAGUUUGCAGGGCAUCUAUCCGAGGAUGAGCGUUGCACAUCCAUACGAGUCCUGGUUCAAGUCCUCUCAUCCCGGGAUCCCCGCGGGAGAGGUCGGGACCACCGGAGCUUCUGCCUGGUGGGAUGUGGGGGCAGCAGGGUGGAUUGACGUUCAAAACCCGAAUGGAGCAGCACUACAAUCGUCCUUACACUCCGGUGGACUGCAGGCCUCCUUACACUCUCCCCUCGGAGGAUAUAAUUCUGAUUACUCCAGUCUAAGUCACUCUGCUUUCAGUACGAGCCCCUCUCCACACCUGUUGACAACCGGCCAACACCUGAUGGACGGUUUCAAGCCGGUAUUACCCUCUUAUCCAGACACAAGCCCUUCAUCGCUAACAGGAGCAGGAGGGACUAUGCUCUCCGGGGGUCCCCCUUCAACUUUAGCAGGCUCCCCGAGAUCCUCCGCCAGGCGGUACUCGGGCAGGGCCACCUGCGAUUGCCCGAACUGCCAGGAGGCGGAGAGACUGGGACCGGCGGGCGCCAGCUUGCGGAGGAAAGGCCUGCACAGUUGCCACAUCCCCGGCUGCGGAAAGGUAUAUGGCAAAACGUCGCACCUGAAGGCGCACCUGCGGUGGCACACCGGCGAGAGGCCGUUCGUGUGCAACUGGCUGUUUUGCGGCAAGAGGUUUACGCGCUCCGAUGAGCUCCAGCGGCACUUGCGCACACACACCGGCGAGAAGCGCUUCGCGUGUCCGGUGUGCAACAAGAGGUUCAUGCGCAGCGACCACCUCAGCAAGCACGUAAAAACUCACAGCGCCGGGGGUUCCGCCGGCUCUGGCUCCGGGGGCAGCGGGGGUAAGAGGGGGAGCGACACUGACAGCGAGCACAGUGCGCCAGGAAGCCCUCCGUGCCAUUCCCCCGACUUGUUGCACCCACCUGAAUCCACCCAGGGAGUGGGCAUGAACGGCCUCUAAAAACUCUACCGAGUUAGGUGAAAAAUAGAGGCGAAAAGGCAAACGAGCGGACAUACUUUAGUGUAUGCGAUAAGCUCUAUCCUGACUGUUGUCAUUUAAGUGUUUAAGUCUGCAAACUGCGUCAUUUCAUAGCUGUGCCAUAGAAACUUCAAAUUAGUGACUCCAGGCGUGAAAGUGAAAAUAAUCUGUUCUGUUUUCUCAAUGUAAGACAUGAAAAAAAAUGCUAUAUGAAAUAUUGGGGCCUUGGAAAAAUUGCGCUCCUGCUGACAAACCUGUUCUAAAAAACCAAACACUGGCACUUUAAUAUCGAGCAAAAGGAUUUUGUCUUUUUUGCCACUGCUCGGUAGAAACGAAUAUAUUUGGAUUCGGGUGUAGAAUGGUAAAAUUAUGGCCAUUGUCUCUGUUUAACAUGUUCACUCCACAGCCUGCAGAAUAGUCCGCUAAGUUUUCUAGGCCAGUAAAGGGUAACUUACACUUUACUGCAGAAAUGUCCUGUAUAUAAAUGUAGGUUAGAAUGAAUACAGCCCAAAUGUAAAGGUGAGCAAUGUAUUUGUCCAGGAGACGAUUUUUGUAUAGGUAUUUCUAGUUAUAUAUGGAUUCUAGUAAAUAUUUGAGAAAAAAAUAUACGGACAUGUACUUGGAUCUUUUUUUUUUUUUUUUUUUUUUUUGACCUGGUAUGAAAUGUAUUUGUGGGGAAAUAUAUUUAACCACGAUUUUUCUUUAUUUGUAUUUUGUUUAUUUCCUUGUAUCUAGGAGGUCUUUCAUUAGGCGCACUUUGAAUUUAUUUGUACGGUUUGAAAAUCAUUUACGGUUUACCCGCUCGUUUAAUUUAAGUAAGCAUGUUGUAAAGUGGUUUUUAAUUUUACAAUGAUGAUUUUUUUUCCCUCUUUUUCUCUCACUCUCUUUCUCUCGCUGAGAAUGGCUUUUUGUGUGAGCCACUCAAUAAAGUCAGUAUGAAUUCAGAAGCA
Molecule: messenger RNA, 2542 nt
Organism: Girardinichthys multiradiatus
Lineage: Eukaryota; Metazoa; Chordata; Actinopteri; Cyprinodontiformes; Goodeidae
Gene: sp8b
Product: sp8 transcription factor b
Exons: 2
Coding region: 216-1574 (452 amino acids)
Biological process (GO): regulation of transcription by RNA polymerase II
Molecular function (GO): RNA polymerase II cis-regulatory region sequence-specific DNA binding; DNA-binding transcription factor activity, RNA polymerase II-specific
Source: RefSeq, a predicted model, not a curated record